AUAAUUUAUUUUUAAUUUUAAUAAAUAUUCUGCCUUGUUUGAAACUACAUACGUGGAGUAAUAUCUAUUCGGACCUCGUAGAACGUUCAUUUGUCAUCGACUUAUUUGACUUUUCCCAAUUUUUGGUUCAUGAUGCGUUAGAAACGUUGAAAGUGGGUAAAGAUAAACAAUAUAAAAGGAAACGCCACUUGUUGAUGGUACGCUAGUAUUAAAUUUCAAAAAUGGAAGAGAUUUCAAAAUCCGAACAAGCCAAUGAUAAUUUACUACGAUCGGAAACCCCACAACAUCUCGAUGCGAUGGGUUCUCCAUCGUCGCCUCAUUCUCCACAUAGUGUAGCACUAAACAGGUCAAGAAAUUCUGGCAGAAAUUCACCAAGCAGUUCGGUAUGCAGUAUUCCAGUUUCUGGAAGUGUGAUACCUAUAAGAGCCACUCACGCAGCAUUAGUUUGGGGUAGCGUAAAAGCAGGAAAGUCUGAUACCAAAGAACUGACCAUUUGCAAUAUGAGCGACAAUAAAAUCAAGCUUCAGGCAAUUAUUGUAGACAAUGAGAAGAACUUUAAGUUUUUGAAAGAACGACAGACAACGGGAUCGAGUAUGAUCUUGGCUCUGCAGCGAAUGGAAAGUAGAACACUCUCGAUAAUAUUUGGACCCACUAAUCCUGGAGCCUGUGCAGGGAAAAUUACAUUUAGGCACUAUGAGGCCAGAAAAAAUAGCGGAAAUUCAUGCCCAUCAAAAUUCAUACACCUGUAUGGCUACGGUGGCUUUGGAAAAGUCGAAGUUUUGGAAGCGUUCAAAGAUGUCAGUGGACAGAUGUGGCUUUCAAUGGGUAGAUUUGGUUUGGAAGGAACUCUGAAUGCGAAGAUAAAAUUGCAAAAUUUCGGAGAUCUCCGGUCUUACGUGAAGUUGAAACUGGUCCCUAAGGCUGUUUAUCCUGGGACAGUUUCGAGUUGGCAAGUUAACCAAACUGAAUUCCUACUACAUCCUGGCGAAACACAGUGGGUUAGCUUGCAGUUCCAUCCUAAAAAAGAAGAUUUCUUACAGUUGCAUCGUGCUGCUGUAUCUCACGUAGGAACUCUUAUUUUAACUCACGGAGACGAGCCAACUCGUUGGCGAAUUCGCAGGCUGUACAAAAAACUACACGAAAGAGGGGAUUUAAAUAGGGAGGAAAACGAAUCAUUCAAAGAUGUCGUUUAUCCAAUUUGCAAGGAGUUCCCUGGCGAGACGUUAUUGGAAGACUUGACGAUUCUUCGGGAUUCUGUUCAAAAUUUGAGAGAUUUGUGCUGCGGCGUUUUUCAACAAAAUGUUAUGCUGACAAUGGAAUUAAGUGCAGAUGAAACAUUGUCGAUUCUCGAGGAUAAUCCUGACGAUUCUCAGAUGUAUUAUUCUCUUUGUAGCGAGAGUAAUUAUUCGUUUGCUGCGGCCGAUGACAGCUAUAUGCCUUCAGAUAUAAUGAACAAAAGUCUUUGUGGAGAGCAUGGACGGUCCUAUGGAAAAGAAUUUACAGUGAGUCCUUCAAUGGUGACACUCGCACCUCCUCAUACAACAGAAGCUACAGUUACUGUGUCAAGUUUUGCUAAUAUAUCAUUACCAUUUGAGACUACUAUCUCAAAUGCAGAAUACUUAAGUGUGACUCCCAAUAAAGGAAUGAUUCCCACAGGGAAAAGCAUCCCCUUGAAUAUAAGAUGCAAAGAGGCAGUUGGCCAAGUGAUUGAAGCUAUUCUUUCUGUUUAUAUAGAAAAUGAUAAACGUGAAGUCACUAUAACUAUAACGAACAGGCACUGAUAGUAAGAAAAGCCACAUUCCUUUUCUCACAGUAUGUUUUUUUAUAGCACAUUAAGUUAAGAAAUAAACCGAUAGUUUUUUUUUUU
Messenger RNA from Cephus cinctus (wheat stem sawfly), 1867 nucleotides. RefSeq lists its product as uncharacterized. Bases 222 to 1781 code for a protein of 519 amino acids. The record is from RefSeq and is a predicted model, not a curated record. The transcript has 8 exons. Gene Ontology annotation, biological process: centrosome-templated microtubule nucleation; protein localization to centrosome; centrosome duplication. Gene Ontology annotation, molecular function: protein kinase binding. Gene Ontology annotation, cellular component: centriole; pericentriolar material; cytoplasm. Lineage: Eukaryota; Metazoa; Arthropoda; Insecta; Hymenoptera; Cephidae.